UCUACCGUGUAGGGUUGAAAUAGAGUUAACCAAUUAAAAACGAAAUUUGAGCGGAAUAAGCUAACUUGAUUGGUUAACUCUAUUUCAACCCUGCAUGAUGGAAACAUAGGCCGUGGUACGGGCCGUGCACAUCAAAAGCAGCGGGAAACGAGCAGCAGGCAACAACCAAUGGGCAAGAUGCUUCGGAUCUGAGUUCUGACGUUAAUGGCUGUUACGCUUUGCACAUUGGUCGUGGAUUUGCUACUCGCUACCUGUUGACUUUGGUGUGCAAGGUGCAUUAGUUAACAAUAAUAAAUAGUAUAACUUAAAAUACCGACAUGGGAAGAACAAAAAAGAAAAAGCGGACGUCAAAUUUCAUUGAGGAGGAAAAAUUUAUGUUGGUUGAUUUAAUCACCGAAAAAAAACAUAUAAUAGAAAAUAAAGGAACAAACAGUGCAAUUAUCAAGGAAAAAGAAAAAUGUUGGGAGGAAAUAACCAACAAAUUUAACAGUGCCUCUACUUUCACAUAUCGAGAUACGCAGGCAUUGCGAAAUUGUUGGGACAAUAUCAAAAAACGAACAAGAAAAUACUUCGCAGAAAGAAGAAGAGAAGUGUUAAAAACGGCUGAAUCAAAAAUAGCAUUAAAUGAAAUUCUGGCAAAAGAUGAAACAGAAAAACACUCAAUUGAACUGGCGAUUGCUGAAAAAAAAUUGAUUUGUGAGAAACUACAAAUAGACAUUUUAAAAACAGAAUUAGAAAUCAAAAAGACCAUCUUAAUCCGGGAAAAAACUAAAAAUGCCAUGUUGGGAAUACUAAACGAAACAGAAUAAAGAUAAGAUUACACAAAUCA
Molecule: messenger RNA, 829 nt
Organism: Cephus cinctus (wheat stem sawfly)
Lineage: Eukaryota; Metazoa; Arthropoda; Insecta; Hymenoptera; Cephidae
Product: myb/SANT-like DNA-binding domain-containing protein 3
Exons: 2
Coding region: 318-809 (163 amino acids)
Cellular component (GO): nucleus
Source: RefSeq, a predicted model, not a curated record